This is a messenger RNA of Racocetra persica, 898 nucleotides long. The record is from the annotation of a GenBank genome assembly. NCBI's taxonomy places the organism in Eukaryota, Fungi, Glomeromycota, Glomeromycetes, Diversisporales, Gigasporaceae.
CGGACGAAAAGUGGAAGAAGGCCGCUUCUAUUCUCAACGAUGGAUUGCUGAAGGCGAGUAUCUAUUUGAUUUAAAUUUAAUUUUUGAUGCAAGGGAUAGAGAGGAGUUGGGUUAUUAUAUCAAAAACAACCACCUAAGCAGUCUGGCUACGUGUCGGACUAGGAAUGGGUUAUUAUAUCCGUCUCUGACUAUCGUGUUCUGGAAUAUUGUCAAAUUGGAGGUAGACACAAUGAAGUUGAAGCAAGCUAAGGUUCAGUUUGCUGUCGACCAAUCUCUUACGGGAAAUAUGGCCAAUUCCGUUUUGAACGAGAUGAAGCUAAGUUUUAUUUUAAAACAGAAGAACAAUGCGCCAGUAAUUGGAAGCAAGCGAACCUAUCCAAACGAGGAGUCAACCCACACUACCAACUCCACCACAAUCGAAUUUCACUCAUCAAGUGGUAGUGAUAAAGUGAGCGUUAUUGGAACUCCACCACAAUCGAAUUUCACCCCACCAAGUAAUAGUGAUAAAGUGAGGGUUUCUUCACAAAUUGGAAGCAUCCUUCCUGAUGGUACAGUGCUACCAAAGCCACCACCACAACCGAAUUUUAUUCAAGCAAAUGACAGUGAUGAAGUGAGCUUUUCUUCCUUACAAAUGACAUUUGAUGAUGAUGGCGAGGAAACCCCUGAUUUAGACAGUUUUAUAAGUUCUGUGCCAACUAAUACGCAAAAAUGGGAUCUACCCUCAGGAAAAUCCGUCAAUGAGAUUUAUUUUGUAAAUGUAUCUCAAUAUCUCUCGGCGCAUAUGCGAGAUUGGUUUUCCGACAUUGAUAUUCAGCACAUGAUGAAAGAUCACGUAGAAGUCUUAACGGUUCCUGCAUUAGAUGAAGAGGUGAACGCGUUCAUUGCGGAUGUAGAAAAG